Molecule: messenger RNA, 999 nt
Organism: Malassezia vespertilionis
Lineage: Eukaryota; Fungi; Basidiomycota; Malasseziomycetes; Malasseziales; Malasseziaceae
Gene: ETF1
Product: Electron transfer flavoprotein alpha-subunit
Exons: 1
Coding region: 1-999 (332 amino acids)
Cellular component (GO): mitochondrion
Molecular function (GO): flavin adenine dinucleotide binding; electron transfer activity
Source: RefSeq, a predicted model, not a curated record
AUGCCCCGCGCCCGUGGCUCCAUUCGGACCUUUGCGACGUCUUCUGCUCUUCUUGACUCGCUCCUGUUUAUUGAGCACAAGAACGGCGAGAUUAAUCCCGCAACGCUUUCUGCGCUCACCGCCGCCCAAAAACUCGGCGGCGACGUGCAUGGUCUUGUUCUUGGCAGCGAGAGCGAUGCCAAGGCUGUUGCAGAGAAGGCCUCUAAAAUUGGCGGACUUGCCAAGGUGCUUGUGAGCACUUCGGACGCAUUUGCGAAUCAGCUCGCAGAGCCAGUUGCGCCUUUGCUUAAGAGCCUCGUCGAGGAGAAGGGCUACACGCACCUUGUCGCAGGCCACACUGCCAAUGGUCGUGAUCUUAUUCCCCGUGCAUCCUCCUUGCUUGAUGCGUCACAGGUCUCGGACAUCAUCUCGGUUGACGGCCCCGACACGUUUGUGCGUCCCAUCUAUGCAGGCAAUGCACUCGCCACGGUCAAGUCCCUCGACAAAACCAAGGUCGUCACCGUGCGUGGCACUGCCUUUGACGCCGCAUCGACAGAGGGCGGCAGCGCUGCUGUAGAAGACGUGCCCGCUGGCAGCCCCGAGGUGCCGACCAAGUUUAUUGAAGAGAAGCUGAGCGAAUCUACGCGCCCUGAUCUUGGCACAGCUCCCCGCGUCGUAUCCGGUGGCCGUGCGCUCAAGUCCGCUGAGGGCUUCGUCAAGUACAUUGAGCCGCUCGCUGACAAGCUCAAGGCCGCCGUCGGUGCCUCGCGUGCUGCCGUCGAUGCCGGCUAUGCGGACAAUGCAUUGCAGGUCGGCCAGACUGGCAAGAUUGUUGCACCAGAACUCUACUUCGCUGUGGGUAUCAGCGGUGCGAUUCAGCACCUUGCUGGUAUGAAGGACAGCAAGACGAUCGUUGCAAUCAACAAGGACCCCGAGGCGCCGAUUUUCCAGAUUGCUGACCUUGGCCUUGUGGCCGAUCUGUACGAGGCCGUGCCCGAGCUCACCGAGAAACUGCAGUAA